Messenger RNA from Cornus florida, 2445 nucleotides. Its product is annotated as folylpolyglutamate synthase. Gene Ontology annotation, cellular component: cytoplasm; cytosol; mitochondrion. Bases 185 to 2197 code for a protein of 670 amino acids. The record is from RefSeq and is a predicted model, not a curated record. NCBI's taxonomy places the organism in Eukaryota, Viridiplantae, Streptophyta, Magnoliopsida, Cornales, Cornaceae. Gene Ontology annotation, biological process: tetrahydrofolylpolyglutamate biosynthetic process. Gene Ontology annotation, molecular function: tetrahydrofolylpolyglutamate synthase activity; ATP binding. The transcript is spliced from 18 exons.
ACAAACAUAGAAAAUGUAUAAAGAGAGAGAGCGUUAACCACCCACUGGAAAAAGAUAGAGAAGGCCGCUUUAUUAAGCAGAGGAGAAGGGGAGUAAGGAUAAUGGUGUCUCUGCCAAGUUCUACGCUCCUCCGCCAAUUCUAGUGUUCGAAGGAAUUCUUUAGAGAGCCAGGCUACCAUAUUUGAUGGAAGUUGAAGAAUACAGACACAUUCAGACUUUGUAUUUGGAUUGGUCUCACUUAAUACUCGUUCACACAAAUAGUGAUUUGAGGAAGGGAAUACUAAGCAUUUCACAAUUCCAUCAGAGGGACCGCCAACUAUCCUCUAGAAUAACAUGGAAAGUUUCAUGUUUGUCCGCUGGCCUAGAUGUCCUCUAUUCCAUUGGUUUCAUUAAGCUCCAUUCCAGAGCAAACAGCAGGCGGAAAGGGUUUUGUUAUACAAAGAUGCCAUCUCAAGUCAUGGAAAAAAUGGGACGCAGUUUGGUUAUCAAAGAGAACUCACAAGAUUUGCCUCUUUCAUCUGCGUAUGAAACUGCCAUGGAAGCACUUUCCUCUCUCAUUACUCUCCAAAAACGCGGAGAUAGGUCAGCUAUAGGUGGUAAAUACAAGAAAUUGGAUAGGAUGUUGAUGUAUAUUAAGAUUUUAGGCUUGGAGGAGCAUAUAGCUAGCCUUAAAAUCAUCCAUGUUGCCGGAACUAAAGGAAAGGGUUCAACAUGUACAUUCUGUGAGGCAAUUUUGCGGGAGAGUGGUUUUAAAACUGGACUCUUCACUUCUCCUCACUUAAUUGAUGUGAGAGAGAGAUUCCGGCUAAACGGGUUGGACAUAUGCGAAGAUAAAUUUUUACUGUAUUUUUGGGAUUGUUGGAACCAAUUGAAGGAAAAGGUUUCAGAGGACUUACCAAUGCCUCCACUGUUCCAGUUCCUUACUAUAUUGGCGUUCAAAAUAUUUAUAUAUGAAAAGGUAGAUGUUGCUAUUAUUGAGGUUGGUCUUGGAGGGGAAAACGACUCAACAAAUGUGAUUGAGGAACCUGUUGCCUGUGGGAUUACGUCUUUGGGUAUGGAUCACAUGGAAGUGUUGGGGAAUACCCUUGAACAGAUUGCUUCUCACAAGGCUGGAAUAUUCAAGCCUCACAUUCCUGCGUUUACGGUGCCCCAACUUGCUGAAGCAAUGGUUGUUCUUCAGGAGAAGGCUGGUGAACUGAUGGUUCCUGUGGAAGUGGCAGCACCACUUGACUGUAAAAAGUUGGGUGGAGUAAAGCUAAGCUUGUCUGGUGACCACCAGUUAAGCAAUGCUGGUCUUGCUGUUUCCCUUUGUAAAAGUUGGCUUCGAAGUACAGGAAACUGGGAAAAGCUAUUCCAAAAUAAUCAGGAUAGCCAAGAAGACGACGAUUUGCCAGAGGCUUUUGUAAGAGGUCUUUCAACUGCACACCUUUCUGGAAGGGCUCAGAUUGUUCAUGAUUCUUCUCUAAAGACUCACAGUUCAUUAGAAGUCAGGAAAAAUUCUUCUGGAGAUUUGAUCUUCUACUUGGACGGAGCUCACAGUCCUGAGAGCAUGGAGGCUUGUGCCAAAUGGUUCUCUGAUGCUGUGAAAGGACAUAAGAAUCCAUCACCUUCACUUUCUUCUUCUAAGGUUGGAAAUGUGGAGGAAUAUUGGGGGAAUGGUUACACCAAACAUACCAAGGAAAAGGAAUCAUACAAAAUAUUCCGGAAGAUUCUUUUAUUUAAUUGCAUGGAGAUAAGAGACCCUCAAAUUCUUCUCCCACGGCUUGUGAAUACAUGUGCUUCUUCAGGCACUCAUUUCUCCAAAGCGAUUUUCGUCCCAAGUAUGUCGACAUAUAACAAGGUUACUUCUGGUGCCUCAGUCAUUCCUUUGGAUAAUUUUGUUAGGGACUUGUCAUGGCAAUUCAACCUCCAGAGGAUAUGGGAGAAGAUAAUUCAUGGUAAAGAUGAUGUGCUUGACAAUAGUUGCAAGAUGGAUGGUGCCGAGUACUUGCCACCCCGUGAAUUCCUUUACGAGGAUGUUUCGCAUUGCCGCCCUGCAUGCAAUUAUUUUGCUUGCAGUGCAGUAAUUCCUUCAUUGCCAUUGACAAUAAAUUGGUUAAGGGAUUGUGUUAGAGAAAACCCCUCUCUGAGAAUACAGGUUCUUGUAACUGGAUCAUUGCAUCUGGUUGGAGAUGUACUAAAGUUGAUAAGGAGAUAAUAUAAACUAAAAUCUGAAGCUGUCUCAAACACGGAUUUGUCACUAGAUAUUCUUUUUCUCAAUUCCUUAUUGAAUAUCUGUCCAGCUUGCUGAACUAAUAAUGUAUUUCCUUCCAAAAUGGGAGGGGAUUAUGAAUUAUUGUGUGUUUUCUGUAAAAUAAUUGAUGUUAUCAUCAUCACCAUCCUUGCCUUAAUCUCAUGUAAAAUACUAAACGAUGAUAAACGUAUUCAGCUUUCAGAAUUUAUUUA